AUGGCAAGCAACAAAAAGAAACUGGUUUCUAGGUAUGCGGUUGUCACGGGAGCAAACAAGGGAAUAGGAUUUGCAAUAUGCAAGCAAUUGGCUUCCAAUGGUAUCACUGUGGUGCUGACAGCAAGAGAUGAGAAGAGGGGUCUUGAAGCUGUUGAGAAACUCAAAGGGCUUGGUCAUGUGAUUUUUCAUCAACUUGAUAUCACUGAUCCUGCAAGUAUAGGAUCAUUUUCACAUUUCAUCCAGACCCAUUUUGGAAAACUCGAUAUCUUGGUAAACAAUGCUGGAACCUUCGGAGCACAAGUGGACGGUGAAGCUUUGGCUUUGGCUGGUGAAACUCUUGUGGAAACUGGGGGCCGUAUUGAUUGGAAUAAAAUAGUUACUGAAAACUAUGAAUUAGCUGAAGCAUGUCUUAAAACAAAUUACUAUGGAGUGAAGGAAAUAACCAAAGCACUAAUUCCCCUUCUCCAGUUUUCAGGCUCCCCCAAAAUUGUCAUUGUUUCUUCAACCAUGGGAAGACUUGUGAUUAUGCCCGAUGGAAGGCCUAAAGAAGUGCUAAGCGAUGUUGAAAGCCUCAAAGAAGAAAAGAUUGAUGAGACUUUGGAUGAAUUUCUAAAGGAUUAUCAAGAGGGUUCACUAGAAACCAAAGGGUGGCCUUAUAGUGCGUCUGCAUAUACAAUCUCAAAAGUUGCUCUGAAUGCCUAUACAAGAAUUCUAGUCAGGAAAUACCCUUCAUUCUGCAUCAAUGUUGUUUGCCCUGAUUAUGUCAAAACGGAUAUUAAUGAAAACACAGGUUUUCUAACACCUGAUGAAGGUGCUGAAUCUGCUGUCAGGUUGGCACUUCUACCAGGUGGUAGUCCUUUUGGCCUUUUCUUCUAUAGAAGUGAAGAGAAAUCAUUUUAAUCAAGGAUUAAUUGUGCCAUGAAACAGAAACUUGGUUAAAGGAAUAAUACUUAAUGCAUAGUUAAGAACUAGUGCAAGAACUUGAAGAUGCUCUUAUACACAGGUUUAGACACUCUUG
Messenger RNA from Lotus japonicus, 1018 nucleotides. Its product is annotated as (+)-neomenthol dehydrogenase-like. Gene Ontology annotation, molecular function: oxidoreductase activity, acting on the CH-OH group of donors, NAD or NADP as acceptor. The transcript has 5 exons. Gene Ontology annotation, cellular component: membrane. Bases 1 to 900 code for a protein of 299 amino acids. Lineage: Eukaryota; Viridiplantae; Streptophyta; Magnoliopsida; Fabales; Fabaceae. The record is from RefSeq and is a predicted model, not a curated record.